ACAGGAUCGGCCAUCUUGCCAGUGGCCCCUUGCCGACUGUGUGGUGCGGAUACUCAGGACCUUUCUCGACUUCUCUCGCCCAAAGGAUAUUGAUCUUCCCAUAAAUAUGUCGCUUUUCGGAUCACUUCUCUCCGGGUUUGACGACGACCCGUUUUUUGGGACCAGUUAGCUGGACAGGGGAAUUGUCACACCUUUAGUAGCUCUUCAGUGAUGACAAUGACAACAGGUCCAGAUGGCCGACCUCAGCUAUACCAGGCAUCUGCUUCAUCCCGUAGUGUGCCUGGUGGUGUAAGGGAAACAAGACGUACAAUUAGUGAUAGUCGAUCAGGCACACGCAAAAUGGCAAUUGGUCAUCAUAUUGGUGAGCGCUCCCAUAUUAUAGAACGUGAGCAGUCAAGAGAAGGAAGCCUUGAAGAAAAACAAGAGUUCAUAAACCUUGAGGAAGAUGAGGCACCACUAUUUGACCAAGAGUUUCGCCGUCGAACUCAGCACAUGCAUAGUGGAACCUCUCUGGAUUACAGACCCAGAAAUAGAAGUUCAAACGCCUCAUACAAUCGGGUCACCAGUGUCCCUGCAAUUACUUCUUCAUCUCACUACAGAAGGCGCUCUCGGCCUAUGCUUUCCAUCACUGCUGGCCCAAG
Molecule: messenger RNA, 641 nt
Organism: Penaeus monodon (black tiger shrimp)
Lineage: Eukaryota; Metazoa; Arthropoda; Malacostraca; Decapoda; Penaeidae
Gene: Mlf
Product: myeloid leukemia factor-like
Biological process (GO): regulation of DNA-templated transcription
Cellular component (GO): cytoplasm; nucleus
Source: RefSeq, a predicted model, not a curated record